AUGGGAAACUGCAAUUCCCAGCCUCUUUCCAAAGUGAAGAAUACAGAACUUCUGGCCAAUAAGAAACCUGAAGUACAAAAAGAAAAGCCGAAGAAAGUUUGCGCAAAGAAAGAAGAUUCAGAACCGGAUUCUGAGCAGAAAUCAGCUAAAGAAAAUAUUAUAAUUGAAACAAGCAGAGAUCAAUCAAGACCAUACUUCUCAUUUAAUGCUUUCUUUUAUCAAAAUGAAAAACCGCAGAUUUUUGAUUGGCUGUUUUUACAAGAGCUAUGCAAUGGCACGACAUCUCAAAUAUACCUCGUGAAAAAUGUUGAAACACAAGCUGUUUGCGUUGCAAAGGUUUAUAAUAAUUCUAUCUUAUACAGGCAACCUCUUGGAAAUGAAAUUCCUCCAAUAGAUUCAUUCAAUAAAGAGAUCGAUGUAAUGUGUCAGCUUACAUAUCUUCAUAUCAUGUCGUAUCACGAAAUGGUAGAUGAUCAAAUGACUAAUUCAAAGAUAUUAGUACUUCCUUACGCCUCGUUAGGAAACUUAAAAACAGCAAUGAGUAAUAAUCAAAUUAGUUAUGAAAAUUUAAUAGUUUGUUGGUAUCAAAUUGCUGGAGCUUUAGAUUACAUGCAUUCUCAUGGUUUAGCCCAUAGAGAUGUUUGCCCUGAAAAUAUAUUAGUUUUUGUGGAGAAUUAUUUUUGUAUUCAUCAUUUCAAGUCGGUUACAAAAGUUGAUAGUCCAGACCUAUCACGUACCUUUGGUACAUUCAGAUUUUUAGCGCCCGAAGAACUAAAUGGAAAGACAUACGAUGUUCGAAAAUCAGAUGUUUGGGAACUUGGAAUUACAAUAUACUGGGCAUUUUUUCGCAAAAAACCGUUUGAUUUGGAUAUUGUACAGAUUGAUGACAAGCCUUAUAAAUAUGACAAACUUUAUCAGCACAUUAUGCAAAAACCACUUGAAAUCCCAAAGAUAGAUUCUAUAUCUACGGAAAUAACUGAUCUUUUAUCUACAAUGCUCGAAAAAGAUCCAGAUAAACGUCCAAAUUUCGCAACAAUUUUAGAAUCUCAUGUUUUGAUGAUGCAAGAAUACUCCACUUCAAUGAUACAAUAA
Molecule: messenger RNA, 1092 nt
Organism: Trichomonas vaginalis G3
Lineage: Eukaryota; Parabasalia; Trichomonadida; Trichomonadidae
Product: protein serine/threonine kinase protein
Exons: 1
Coding region: 1-1092 (363 amino acids)
Biological process (GO): protein phosphorylation
Molecular function (GO): ATP binding; protein kinase activity
Source: RefSeq, a predicted model, not a curated record